AUGAUCAGAUCAUCCGUACUAAGACUAGGAAGACGCUUCCUCAGUUCAAAGACUGCUGUGAUAACGACUCCUAUUUUCUACGUCAAUGCCAAGCCCCAUAUCGGACACUACUACUCAAUGACUCUUGCCGACGUUUACAACAGAUGGCUGAAACUGAGUGGAGAAGCAACUUUUUUCACGACGGGCACGGACGAACAUGGCCUCAAAGUCCAAACGGCAGCUGCCGCUGCUGGGAUGGAUCCAAAAACCUUUUGUGACGGACUCUCCCAAAAAUUCAGAGAGCUGGCUUCGGUAGGAAACAUACAGUACGAUAGAUUCGUUAGAACCACAGAUCCCGACCAUCUAGAGGCCGUGCAAUUUUUCUGGAAAACCCUGGAGAAGAACGGACACAUAUACAAGGGCAAACACUGUGGGUGGUACUCUGUUUCCGACGAGUGCUUCUACACAGACUCGGAGAUCGAGGAGGUGGAUGGGAAGAUGGUCGCUAGGGAGACAGGCGCAACUGUUGUGUACGAGACUGAGGAAAACUACUUCUUCCGCUUGCGCGAACACCAGCAGCGGCUCAUCCAGUUCCUGGAAGACAACCCUACAUUCGUGCAACCGGCCCUCUACUACCAAACGCUGCUUCGUGACCUGAAGUCACGUGACCUCGACGACCUGAGCAUCUCGCGGCCUAGUUCGCGGGUGAGCUGGGGCAUCAGCGUGCCUGACGAUCCGUCUCAGAAGAUGUACGUUUGGUUUGAUGCUUUGGUCAACUACUUGACCUGUAUUGGUUCCAUUGUAUUCACUGGCCGAGCUUUCUGA
This is a messenger RNA of Ogataea haglerorum, 804 nucleotides long. RefSeq lists its product as uncharacterized. The coding region runs from base 1 to 804 and encodes 267 amino acids. The record is from RefSeq and is a predicted model, not a curated record. Gene Ontology annotation, molecular function: ATP binding; methionine-tRNA ligase activity. The transcript is spliced from 2 exons. NCBI's taxonomy places the organism in Eukaryota, Fungi, Ascomycota, Pichiomycetes, Pichiales, Pichiaceae. Gene Ontology annotation, biological process: methionyl-tRNA aminoacylation.